UUUACUUAAUCUCAAAUCAUCAGCAGGAACUUCAGUAAAGAAUCCACAGCAUCUCACAUUUUAACAAUCUGCAAAGAUAUAACAUUAUUUAAAUUCUUUUUUCUCAUUUCUGGUGCGUGUGUGUGCGUUUCUCUGAAGGACUGAUCUUAUUUUAUUAAAGAGAUGGACAAAGAACAGAAAAUCAUUCUUUUAGUUUUGUUGUUGCAAGGUGUUUGGUGUGGAGAUUGGAACAUCAGUCUGCCAGAGAAGAUUGAAGCUCUGAGUGGAUCCUGUGUGACCAUAAACUGCACAUUUACUAUUGAUAACACAUAUGACAAAGAUCUCACUGACAGUGCUGCAGGAAUGUGGUAUAAAGAUGGGCAUAAAGACAACAACAUUGUGUUUAACUCCAGCAACUCCAAACAUCGUUUUAAAGGGGAAAUAACUGGAAAAUUAAAAGACAAGAACUGUACUACCAUUUUUAAUAAUGUUACUUCAGAUUACAAAGGCAAAUUUUACUUCAGGAUUGAGAUUAAUGGUGGACUGAAAUAUAACUAUCAUCAAAAAUCUGUUUCAAUAAAUGUGUUCGACUCUCCCCCCAUACCCACAGUGCAGAUGUUUAAGGAUCAGAUGAAGGUUGAGGUUCAUGAGGAGGUGUUAGAGGGGAGCUCUAUGUGUCUGCGCUGCUCUGCUAAGACUCUCUGCUCCUCUUCUCCACCAACUCUCACAUGGAGCUCCACUGACAGACUCCACCUCAAUGAGAACAGCAGACUACAGCUGGAUCAACAGAAUCAAACUGAGAUCAUCUCUGAUCUGAACUUCACUGCUACUCACCUUCAACAUGGAGUCACUUUCAUCUGCACUAUAACCUACCAGCUACAGCAGAGGAACACAACAGCACAGAACAACAUCACAUUACGUGUUCAGUAUGCACCCAAAAUCUCUCUCUUCAGCUGUAACAGAACUGAUGUAACUGUGUGUUUGUGUGAGGCUCAUGGGAAUCCCUCUCCUAAAGUGGAGUGGUUUCUAUCUGGACGUCCUGUCAGUAACUCUACAAACACAUUCAUCAUUGAGGAGCGAUUGAGCAGCACAGACUUGAGGAGCUUCAUUUCUCUCCAUCAGUCACUUACACACACAGACACUCUGCAGUGUGUCACCAUCAACACUCACGGCAAUUCCAGUGAACUGAUUCAACUGGAUUCAUUUUCUCACGAGAUGUUUUCAGGUUUCAUCAUUUUCUAUGUGCUGAUUGGAGCUGCUGGGGCUUUAGUGAUGAUGAUCUUGUGUGUUAUUACACAUAAACGAAGACGAAAUAGAAAACCUUCCCAGAAGAUACAAGAAGCCCCUACAGGUUGCAUUUUGACAAUUGAAGAGCAUGAGGGAGAAUCUGUUUAUGCCAAUAGAGCUGAGCUGUCACCUGCUGAAGCUGAUAAUUACCCAGAAUCCUUUCAUUAUUCCUCCAUUUACUUCACAAACACCCACACAGAGUCAGAAGAGAUCAUGGAUGCUUCAUCACUUACUGCUGAAUACGCUGUCGUCCGUCACUAUUAUAAAGCAGCAUCAGAGAUCUCUACAGAUGCACAGAUGAUUGUUAAUGCAGAAGAGCUUAAAGAAGAAGUAAAGCCUAAGAAAUCUGAUCAAGAGAUGCAGGACUCAGAUUCUCAAUUAUAUGCACAAGUUAAACGUCAAAACCCAUAGUGGACUUGAAACUUAUGCUUGUUUCACACCGCCCAUAAAAGCUACGCUUAAGCAGGCCGUGUAUGUUUUGACGGUCAUAUUAAGAGUUCAUGCAGUUCAUGUAGUAGCAGAAGUUUAUGUGUGAGCAACAUUUUGACUGUCACAGUCAAAAACACACUUACAAAUAAUACUGAUUGUGUUUGUGGAGAAAGUUUUUCUCUGAUGUCUUUUAAUUGCUGUCAAUAAAGCUUAUUAACUGUCUUUGAAAGAAUUACAGUUCCUAUUUACUAGAAUUUAAAAUGCACAUAAGAAAGUGGGGGAAAAAUAGGCAAUGACCCACACAUGCUG
Misgurnus anguillicaudatus (oriental weatherfish) is the source of this 2004-nucleotide messenger RNA. RefSeq names its product sialic acid-binding Ig-like lectin 14. The record is from RefSeq and is a predicted model, not a curated record. Gene Ontology annotation, molecular function: sialic acid binding. Gene Ontology annotation, cellular component: plasma membrane. Gene Ontology annotation, biological process: cell adhesion. Lineage: Eukaryota; Metazoa; Chordata; Actinopteri; Cypriniformes; Cobitidae.